Molecule: messenger RNA, 1350 nt
Organism: Castor canadensis (American beaver)
Lineage: Eukaryota; Metazoa; Chordata; Mammalia; Rodentia; Castoridae
Product: pyroglutamyl-peptidase 1
Biological process (GO): proteolysis
Cellular component (GO): cytosol
Molecular function (GO): pyroglutamyl-peptidase activity
Source: RefSeq, a predicted model, not a curated record
GACAGUGACCAUUGGAGCUGAAGCUGGAAGGAAGGAGGAGGAAGCAGCCAGGUUUUCCAUGUAGCUGGGGCCGGUGCAAAGGCCCUGAGGGCAGCCGGACUGGGGAGGAGGAGGAAGUGCUGGUCUCCGGGGUCACACUAGUUUCCAUGGCAACAGCCAAAGGGUUUGGUCCUUUUGGGGAGCACACGGUGAACGCCAGCUGGAUUGCUGUGCAGGAGCUGGAGAAGCUGGGCCUGGGAGAUGGCGUGGACCUGCACGUGUACGAGAUCCCCGUGGAGUACAAGACGGUGCAGACACUCAUCCCCGCCCUGUGGGAGAAACACAGUCCGCAGCUAGUGGUGCAUGUGGGGGUGUCCGGGAUGGCCACCACCGUCACCCUCGAGAAGUGCGGGCACAACAAAGGUUACCAGGGCCUGGACAACUGCCGCUUCUGCCCUGGCUCCCAGUGCUGUGUGGAGGAUGGGCCCGAAAGCAUUGACUCCAUCAUUGACAUGGACGCCGUGUGCAAGAGGGUCACCACGCUGGGCCUGGACGUGUCGGUGACCAUCUCGCAGGACGCCGGCAGGUACCUGUGUGACUUCACCUACUACACCUCCCUGUACCAGAGCCACGGCCGCUCCGCCUUCGUCCACGUGCCACCGCUGGGCAAGCCCUAUGACGCCGGCCAGCUGGGCCGUGCGCUGAGGGCCAUCAUCGAGGAGAUGCUGGACGUGCUGGAGCAGUCGGAGGACAAGGUCCGCUGCUGCCACCAACCCUGAGGGUCACGGUCCCAGGAAGCCUGCGCCGGGGCCGCCCAGAACGAGAACGCGCCACCGUCCUCUCUCCUGUGCACGCGCUCUGGCCCCAGGGGUGGCCGAAGACGUUUUCCCUGGCUCCCAUGGCUUUGGGGACACCCUGGGAUGGACACUGGCAGUGGCUCUAGAUUUCCACAGAGAACCGAGGCGGGCAGAUCUGGGCCCUGCCGUCCUCGCCGCGGCCCACCUGUCCCCUCGGUUCGGCACGUCUGCGGGUGACGGGGGCCCAUAGUCGCUGUGCCCAUGGCCAGACCUUCUCAACUGUGAAAGUGUCCAAGUCCGUGCACAAACCGUGUCCCCGAAGCCUGGGUGGCCCCGGCCAUGGCCACCGUGGAGCGUGGCUGGCUUUGAUGUCUUUCUCUUUUUCUUUUUUUUCUUUUCAUGUUGCUUUUUGAGACUGGGUCUCACUGUGCAGCCCUGGCUGGCCUCGAACUCUUGCCUCAGCCUCCCGAGUGCUGGGGUCUCUGAACUUCCUUCUCUUCUUUCUCCCUCUGCAGAGGCGCCGAGGAAUUUAAAUGUCCUUGGCUAAAACUCGGGCUUUCUCCCUUCGGGGGCU